GUGGAUGGCUAUGGUGUCGCAGCCCAACACACACACACACAUACCACGUUGCGGAGGGGGACAUUUUGGAUGCGGAGCUUCCUACGUCACAGCAGGAAACAGAUUGAAAAUGAAACCUCUCCUCAGCGAAACAUCCGCCAACUUCCUGCUGAACGCGUCGAUGCUGUUUAAGGAAACAUGUCCGGAGCUCUCACGGUUCUACAUGCAGGGGUCUGUGAAAGCAAAUACCAAGGCAACAGUGAAGAAGAGAUCCUCCUGCCCGUUGCAGAGCACCUCGGUGUGUUCGCACUGUUUUCAGUGGCUGCAACCCGACAACCACCGGGUCCGGCUGCGGCCGAAGCCACGGCCAUCAGCUCGGGUGUGGAGCAUCCUGCGCAGACACGCCAAGCGGAAACAUCUCAGCCUGGCGCAGAAACAUCUGCUGCGCCGCUUCAAAAAGUCCUCCUCAGUUCUGAUGGCCACCUGCAACACCUGUAAUCAGACAUCCAGACACAGAGGAAUGAACCGGGACUACAUUGCCACCAUCGCCAGGACCCACAGCACCCCGGGGAGCGCCAGCAAACCCCGGACUCCCCAGUCCACCAGCAGGUCCAACAUGUCUACCCCGAAAACUGCUAGCAAAGACAAGACACCUGCUCACACACCCAGGUCGUCCACCUCCUCCAACACUUCAGGGUCGGGCUCAUCUGCUUCCAAGACUCCCUCCAAAUCCAAAAACUGGGUCGUCCAGCGUCUCAGCAAGAUUCUCCUGCGCGAGGACAGCAAGAGCAGCAAGAAGGGCGGCUUGAAAGAUUUUCUGUCCUCACUUUGAGUAUCUCUUAUCUACUUAAAAAAACAAGUGCUUGAACCUGUUUUGUAACUGAAGGGGAACUAAAGAGAGUAACUUUGGUUUCUGAGCCCGAGUGGGAAGAAUCCCAGUUUGCCCACCGCCACACAACUAUUAAUGGGCUGUGUGGAAUGGCGCUUGUGGAGGCAAGUGAAUGCAGAAAGUGUCAGCACGGGGGGGAGGGGGGCUGGUUAUUUCAACUGUAAAUCAGCGUUAUCGUAUCUUCUGCUGAGCCUAUCAGAGGAGCGUGCUUCUUUUGUCUAAUUUAGCACACGCCUCUUAUGAUCCCCUGAACAGGGAAUAUUUCUUUAAGCGGAAGGUCUGAGGAAUUCUUUCAGGAAUUUAUCAAAAGGCUGAAACAUCACAGGAAACAUUUCUUUGCUCCGUGGUGGCCUGUGUGGCUUGUUGAGCUGGUUUACAUGCCGAUAUCCUGCUCCAUUUUGGAUUUUCUUUUCUAAAGUCACAAUUAUACCUUUAUGUAACCAAAUAAGUAUUUGGUGGUCAAACUACUUGAUUUGAAACUUUUCUAUUUGAAUGUAUUAACUUGCUUUAUUUUUACUCUUAAGUAAGAGGCUGUGCCUGUAUUUUGAUGCCGCUGGCUAAACGUGACCGAUUUCACCGAUAUUCUGUAAUUAUGUUGUAAAUGCUAUUGCAUUUUUUUUACAUGCAAAAAAAUAUAUAUUUAGAUUGUGCAAGUCACCAGUGAAGAUAUUUGUAAUCAUUAUUAAAAAUGGGACUCACCAGUUGUUGUUUACAUUAUUUAGGCUCAUCUGCCCGAGCCUGUACACACAAGACUUAUUGACUUUUCGUCAUUCACUUUUCUUUAUACAUUUUCUUUGAGUAUGUAUUUGUCUUUUAUUAAGAGAAGAAAAAUGUAAUAUCUACUGCAUUGUUGUACUGCCUGAUGUCCUGACCUGUUGUCCAUUGGCUGUUCAGUGUACAGUGUGUUUAGGUCCUGAAAUACCCCACAUUUGUAUUCCACCGGCAUCCUGAUUUUCUCAAAUAAAAUCUUUUCAGUCUGUUCAA
Messenger RNA from Limanda limanda (common dab), 1852 nucleotides. RefSeq names its product chromosome 19 C18orf21 homolog (gene rmp24). NCBI's taxonomy places the organism in Eukaryota, Metazoa, Chordata, Actinopteri, Pleuronectiformes, Pleuronectidae. The transcript has 6 exons. Bases 5 to 811 code for a protein of 268 amino acids. The record is from RefSeq and is a predicted model, not a curated record.